This is a messenger RNA of Microthlaspi erraticum, 1686 nucleotides long. The record is from the annotation of a GenBank genome assembly. Lineage: Eukaryota; Viridiplantae; Streptophyta; Magnoliopsida; Brassicales; Brassicaceae.
AUGUCCCGUAUUUCCGCCACCUCCACCACUCCUUCCCGCGUAAGAGCCGCGAAUUCGCACCACGCAGUCAUUUCUAGACCUCGAGCCCAGGAUGACAACGGUUUACCGGGAGCUAAACCGAAAUCCUCCGGUAACGAUGUGAAGAACGAUCCGGCUAAGAACCGGCGGUCAAUUAUGCUUAAGAGAGCGAAAUCCGGCGAGGAGGAGACGGCGAUUUUGGCUCCUCAGAGAGCUCGGUCCGUGAACCGUCCGGCGGUGGUAGAGCAAUUCGGCUGUCCGAGGCGGCAAAUUUCUAGGAAGAGCGAAGAGACGGCAAUAGCUGCGACGGCGGCGGAGGAUGAGAAGAGGAAGCAAUUGGAGGAACUGGAGGAGAAGCUUGCGGUGAACGAGUCGCUGAUUAAGGAUUUGCAGUCGCAGGUUUUGAAUUUGAAAACGGAGCUAGAGGAAGCUCGUAGCUCCAAUGUAGAGCUUGAGUUGAAGAACGUGAAGCUUUCUCAGGAUCUCGUUUCAGCUGAAGCUAAGAUCUCAUCUCUUUCCUCCAACGACAAGCGAGCUAAAGAACACCAGAACACGAGAUUCAAAGAUAUCCAGAGGUUAAUCGCCAGCAAAUUAGAGCAAAUCAAGGUAGAAAAGGAAGCAGUGGUAGAAUCAUCAUCAUCAAGCUCCAGUAGAACAAGAUCAUCUCCACAAUCACCUUCAAGAUUACCUCCAACGCCUCCGAUUCCAAAGUUUUUAGUAUCUCCAGCUAAAAGAAACGAAGCUUCCUCUUCACCAAUCGCACCACCAACCCCACCGCCUCCUCCUCCGCCACCACCACCUAGGCCUCUCGCCAAAGCAGCUCGCGCUCAGAAAUCACCGCCAGUUUCACAGCUGUUUCAUUCGUUGAAAAAGCAAGAUAACAGUAGAGAUCUUUCGUCGUCUGUUAAUGGAAAUAAGUCUCAGGUUAACAGUGCUCACAACAGUAUAGUUGGAGAAAUUCAAAACCGUUCCUCUCACCUUAUCGCUAUAAAAGCGGAUAUUGAAACAAAGGGAGAUUUUAUCAAUGAUCUUAUCCAGAAAGUUCUCACCACUUGUUUUUCGGAUAUGGAAGAUGUCAUGAAGUUUGUGGAUUGGCUUGAUAGUGAACUAGCAACUCUGGCUGAUGAGCGAGCGGUGCUUAAGCAUUUUAAAUGGCCGGAGAAGAAAGCAGAUGCUCUGCAAGAGGCUGCGGUUGAGUACCGCGAGCUAAAGAAACUGGAAACAGAACUUUCUUCCUACUCUGAUAAUCCGAGCAUUCACUACGGCGUUGCCCUGAAGAAAAUGGUCGACUUACUAGACAAGUCGGAGCAGAGGAUAAGGAGGCUAGUCAGGUUACGUGGCUCAUCACUACGUUCAUAUCAAGAAUUCAAAAUCCCAGUCGAGUGGAUGCUUGACUCGGGAAUGAUAAGUAAGAUCAAAAGAGCAUCGAUCAAGCUUGCUAAGACUUACAUGAAUAGAGUUGCGAACGAGCUCGAUUCAGCUCGUAACUUGGAUAGAGAGUCUACUCAAGAAGCGUUGCUUCUCCAAGGGGUCCGGUUCGCAUACAGAACGCACCAGUUUGCUGGUGGGCUUGAUCCAGAGGCAUUAUGUGCAUUAGAAGCGAUAAAGCAACGUGUUCCUGAUCAUGUCCGUCUGCCAAGAUGGAAUUUGGCCGGAGCUCCGUCGUAG